This is a messenger RNA of Dothidotthia symphoricarpi CBS 119687, 903 nucleotides long. Its product is annotated as putative oxidoreductase ucpA. The coding region runs from base 1 to 903 and encodes 300 amino acids. The transcript is spliced from 2 exons. NCBI's taxonomy places the organism in Eukaryota, Fungi, Ascomycota, Dothideomycetes, Pleosporales, Dothidotthiaceae. Gene Ontology annotation, molecular function: oxidoreductase activity, acting on the CH-OH group of donors, NAD or NADP as acceptor. The record is from RefSeq and is a predicted model, not a curated record.
AUGCCUCUUCCACCACCCCACAACGGCUAUGCUUUCCCCGGCCUAGACAAUCUCCAUAAUGAUAUUUACCCCGCCAUCGCCGCGUCCUCGAAUUCUUCACUUCAACAAUCUGGAAAGGUCGUCCUCAUCACCGGCGCCGGCCGGGGCAUAGGCCGUGCUACUGCCCUUCAAUACGCUCAUGCAUCUGUCGGUUGCAUCAUUCUCUGCGCUCGCACGAGCAGCCAGCUUGACCAGGUAGAAAGCGAGAUCCACGAGGUCAACGGGAAGAUCAGAGUUCUGAAGUAUACUGUUGACGUCACUGAGGACGAAGAGGUCCAGAAAGUCGCACAAGACAUCAAAGAGAAGGAGGGGAAAUUGCAUGUGCUGGUAAACAAUGCUGGCGCAUCGAGUGCAUGGGUUCCUAUUGUGGAUACCGAGCCCGCAAAGUGGUGGCGCGACUUUGAGGUCAAUAUUAAGGGCCCAUAUCUGUUCUUACACGCUUGCCUCCCACUUCUGGUCGAAACCGCCGAGAAGAGCAAGACGACUGUUGACGUGAUCAAUGUGGGGAGCAUCGGCGGACAUACGACGGCUCCCGGUUCUUCAGCAUACGGAUCAUCCAAGUUUGCGCUGCUCCGAUUGACAGAAUUUGUGGACGUCGAAUACGCAAGCAAGGGGGUUAAUGUGGUCACGGUACAUCCUGGAGGUGUAGAAACUACAUUGAGUAAACAGGAACUGGAUAUUUUGCAGGCAUACUUGAUUGAUACACCGGAGCUGGCCGGUGGGUUCUUCGUGUGGUUGACGGCGGCAGCACGGACAUGGCUUGGCGGGCGUUACGUGGCCGCGACAUGGGAUGUUGAUGUGCUGCAGAGUAUGAAGACGGACAUCGUGAAUGGGGAUAAAUUGAAAGUUAAGAUGGUCGUUUGA